This is a messenger RNA of Miscanthus lutarioriparius, 3036 nucleotides long. The record is from the annotation of a GenBank genome assembly. NCBI's taxonomy places the organism in Eukaryota, Viridiplantae, Streptophyta, Magnoliopsida, Poales, Poaceae.
AUGGCCCGCCUCCUCCGGGCCCUCGCCGCCCUCCUCCUCGCGGCCGCCGCCGUCGCCGACGACGGUUGGUUCCCGCCGACUUGCUGUGCUUCGGUUCGGUUCCCGCAGAGGUUUUACGCUACGGGCGGGGCAACACUGCUGGAGAUCAAGAAAUCUUUCCGCGACGGCGGCAACGCGCUGCGCGAUUGGUCCGGCGACGGCGCAUCGCCGGGCUACUGCUCGUGGCGCGGCGUGCUAUGCGACAACAUCACCUUCGCUGUCGCCGCGCUCAACCUCUCUGGGCUCAACCUCGAGGGUGAAAUCUCACCGGCCAUCGGGAGUCUUCAACGUGUUGUCUCAAUAGAUUUGAAGUCGAAUGGACUCUCGGGACAGAUCCCUGAUGAGAUUGGUGAUUGUUCGUUGCUUGAAACUCUGGAUUUAUCCUCUAACAAUCUAGAAGGAGACAUACCAUUCUCCAUAUCCAAGCUGAAGCACCUUGAGAACUUGAUUUUGAAGAACAACAAGCUGGUGGGGGUGAUUCCAUCGACACUCUCUCAACUUCCAAAUUUGAAGAUAUUGGACUUGGCUCAAAACAAGCUAAGUGGUGAAAUUUCGAAUCUAAUAUAUUGGAAUGAGGUUCUUCAAUACUUGGGAUUGCGAAGCAAUAGUUUAGAAGGAAGCCUCUCUUCCGAUAUGUGCCAGUUAACUGGUCUGUGGUACUUUGAUGUGAAGAACAAUAGCUUGACGGGUACAAUACCAGAAACCAUAGGGAACUGUACAAGCUUUCAGGUCUUGGAUUUGUCAAACAAUCACCUUACUGGAGAAAUCCCAUUCAAUAUUGGUUUCCUGCAAGUGGCUACGUUGUCUUUGCAAGGGAACAAGUUCUCUGGCCCUAUACCAUCAGUGAUUGGCCUUAUGCAGGCACUUGCAGUGCUGGAUCUGAGUUUCAAUGAGCUAUCUGGCCCAGUACCGUCUAUACUGGGCAACUUGACAUACACUGAGAAAUUAUACCUGCAAGGCAACCGGCUAACUGGAUCGAUACCACCAGAGCUUGGUAAUAUGUCGACACUGCAUUACCUGGAAUUGAAUGACAAUCUGUUGACUGGGUUCAUUCCUCCUGAUCUUGGAAAACUCACAGAAUUGUUUGAAUUGAACCUUGCAAACAACAACCUUAUAGGACCUAUCCCUGAGAAUUUAAGUUCAUGUGCAAAUCUCAUUAGUUUCAAUGCUUAUGGCAAUAAAUUGAAUGGAACCAUUCCGCGUUCAUUUCACAAGCUCGAGAGUCUGACUUAUCUGAAUCUGUCAUCAAAUCAUCUCAGUGGAGCACUUCCAAUUGAGGUAGCAAGAAUGAGAAAUUUAGACACUCUGGACUUAUCCUGUAACAUGAUCACUGGUUCAAUUCCCUCAGCUAUUGGGAAACUAGAGCAUCUUUUGAGACUUAACUUAAGCAAAAAUAAUGUGGGUGGAUACAUUCCUGCUGAAUUUGGGAACUUGAGGAGCAUCAUGGAGAUUGAUUUGUCCUACAACCACCUCCGUGGCCUGAUUCCUCAAGAGGUUGGGAUGCUACAAAAUCUGAUACUGUUAAAAUUAGAAAGCAAUAAUAUUACUGGAGAUGUCUCUUCACUUACUUACUGCUUGAGUCUCAAUAUCUUAAAUGUAUCAUACAACCACCUUUAUGGUAUUGUACCUACAGACAACAACUUCUCACGAUUUUCACCCGACAGCUUCUUGGGUAACCCUGGACUUUGUGGCUAUUGGCUUCGCUCUUCUUCAUGCACACAGUUACCCAGUGCUGAGCGAAUGAAGAGAUCCUCUACCUCAAAGGCCCCAAAGUCUGCAUUUAUUGGUAUUGGUGUCGUAGGGCUUGUUAUUCUGCUGGUUAUCCUAGUAGCUGUUUGCUGGCCACAUAAUUCACCAGUGCUCAAAGAUGUCUCUGUAAACAAACCAGAUAACCUUGCUGCAGCAUCAAGCAACGUUCCUCCCAAGCUUGUGAUCCUCCACAUGAACAUGGCCCUCCAUGUAUACGAUGAUAUAAUGAGGGUGACUGAAAAUUUGAGCGAAAAAUACAUUAUUGGUUACGGAGCCUCAAGUACAGUCUACAGAUGUGAUCUGAAGAACUGCAAGCCGAUUGCGAUUAAAAAGCUAUAUGCUCACUACCCCCAGAGCUUGAAGGAAUUUGAGACUGAACUUGAGACUGUUGGAAGCAUCAAACACCGGAAUCUUGUAAGCCUUCAGGGGUACUCCCUGUCACCUUCUGGGAAUCUUCUUUUCUAUGAUUACUUGGAAAAUGGCAGCCUCUGGGACAUUUUACAUGCAGCUUCAUCGAAGAAAAAGAAACUCGAUUGGGAGGCUCGCCUCAAAAUUGCUCUUGGUGCUGCUCAUGGGCUUGCUUAUCUUCACCAUGAAUGCAGUCCGCGAAUAAUUCACAGGGAUGUGAAAUCAAAGAAUAUCCUCCUAGACAAAGAUUAUGAGGCUCAUCUUGCUGACUUUGGUAUUGCCAAGAGCUUGUGUGUAUCGAAGACGCACACAUCAACAUACGUGAUGGGCACCAUUGGCUACAUUGACCCUGAGUAUGCACGAACAUCCCGGCUCAACGAGAAAUCGGAUGUAUACAGCUACGGCAUUGUCUUGUUGGAGUUGCUUACUGGCAAAAAGCCUGUCGACGAUGAGUGCAAUCUUCAUCACUUGAUCCUAUCCAAAGCCGCAGAGAACACGGUCAUGGAGAUGGUCGACCAAGACAUCACCGACACGUGCAAAGAUCUUGGCGAGGUCAAGAAGGUGUUCCAAUUGGCACUCCUUUGCAGCAAGAGGCAAUCAUCGGAUCGGCCAACCAUGCAUGAGGUCGCGCGCGUCCUGGACAGCCUAGUCUGCCCAGGUGCGCUCCCAAAGCAGGCACAGCCACAGGUGUCGGAGAAGUCAUCCACCGCUCCGAGCUACGUCAGCGAGUAUGUCGGUCUACGAGGUGGCAGCGCCCUCUCAUGCGCCAAUUCAUCCAGUGCGUCCGACGCCGAGCUCUUCAUGAAGUUUGGUGAGGUGAUAUCACGGAGCACGGAGUAG